Melampsora larici-populina 98AG31 is the source of this 5829-nucleotide messenger RNA. RefSeq lists its product as uncharacterized. Lineage: Eukaryota; Fungi; Basidiomycota; Pucciniomycetes; Pucciniales; Melampsoraceae. Gene Ontology annotation, biological process: proteasomal ubiquitin-independent protein catabolic process. The record is from RefSeq and is a predicted model, not a curated record. The annotation marks the transcript as partial. The transcript is spliced from 27 exons. Gene Ontology annotation, cellular component: nucleus; cytosol. Gene Ontology annotation, molecular function: peptidase activator activity; proteasome binding.
GACGAUGAAGAUAUACUCGAACUAGAGGCACCAUCAGACAUUCAAUCUGUCAUGUCUUUCAAAACAAAACUCGAUGAUACUGAAGACCCUAAUAUACCAACCUCGUCUCUUGUACCAAAGCACCUUCAACUUCCGAUCGAAAGGAAUCGAGAAGAAAGAUUAUGCGAUUUUCUUUUACCUUAUCAGGUUGAAUCUGUAGCAGAUAUGGACGAAAAACUGGAAAUCAUCAUCAAACAUUUGAUGGAAUGUGCAGCAGGAAAAGACUUUCAGUUUGGUUUCGUAUAUUGGAAUGGAUUACUCGAAGAUUGGUUGGAAUUACGAUAUCCUAUGAAGCAUCGUGUAAGAGCAAAACUCGGUGCAUUCUACUACAACUUGGCUUGCUCACAGGGUAUGGAAACCAGAGUGACUGAGGUCUUUAUCAGGAUGACGGUUACCCUGAUCAAAUCGAGCAGAAACUUGGACAUUCGCGAAUUGCAAUUAGACUGGAAGCCACUCUAUAAACUACUUCUCCCUGAAAUCCAUCCCAAAGAGCGCGCUAGCGGUACCACCACUGUCUACGUUAGCAUUAUGACAUUAGCCGAUUACGCCAACAGCUACUUUCCGCCACACACAGCCUUAGAGAUCAUGGAACAAUUUCUUCCAUCAAUUGAUGGAGCAGACUUCCCUUCCCUCCUUACCUACCAAUCCAUCCUAUGCCAUUUCCUACCCCUGAAUAAUCCGACACCCUGGCUUGGAAGUAUUUUUCGACUAUGGGCCACCUUCCAGACUGAACAUUGGGACGAACAGUGGUUAAAUUUACUCGCACGAUUGUCAUAUAAACAUACUGACCCGAACGUCAGUGAUCCACGGCUCGUAAGCCUCUUAAAGGAGGUUUCCACCGGAGAGAAAUUCGAAGACACGGCAAACAAAGUGAUCGCCUCGACUCAAGAUUCGCCUCCUUGGACUGGUCUGCAGAAGCACGUAGGCAUUUACACUGAGAAACAAUGGUCAUUUAUCAUGUCACAAUGUGUACGGUUUUUCGAGGUCCCAGUAGAAUCCAACUCUGGUCAGGUCGCCUCUCUGGGUGCUAGCGAAGCAGACAACAAAGCCACCUCACGAGUCUUGGGAUUGUUGAAACCAUCCGAUCCAUUGGAAUCUUUGGCCACGAUCAUCGUUUACUCCAUGUCGGAAAAUUCUACCUCGGAUACACCACACUGUCGCGCUUUGCAUGCUACAGCCAAAUUGCUCACCUCAAUGGAAACUUUUUUUCAUCCAUCUAAUCAUGGAGAUUGGUCAAGCAAGUUGGCGAAAUUUGUUAGGCAUCUGGCUUGGCAAUUUACUCGUCGAUGGACUGAAGAGGCCAAAGCAGACUGUCCUACACCUGGCGAAUGGCGUCUAACUGCUCGGAUCAAGAAGCAAUUUGUUACGAUGCUGAGCCAUGCUCUACUCAUGUCGAUGUUUUCCAAAGAUGGAACGACAUCAGGCUUGACUCAUCAUGCCCUAAAAAUCGUCGCCCAUCUCGAACCGUCCGUGAUUGUACCGCCUAUAGUUGAACUCUCGGUUGCUGCACUCGAGGGACUUUUGGAAACCCAUCGUACGACUGCUUGUCUGGGCGCCUUAUCUGCCAUUAUUGGUAGUAUGUUGGAUUUGAGUCAAUAUCCACAAGGGGCUCGUAAUUUGCCUACAAUUUUGGACCUGCUAUUACCCGGCAUUGAUCCCAAUGAUCCGACCAAAACGAUGCAUAGUGCUAUGUUGGUCUUGGUAGCAAUCUCUAAGAUCAAGAUCAGUGAUAUGACAAUUAUGAAUGAAGCACAAGGGAUGAUCGAUCUUGACCAUCCUACCUCCGAGAAUGCUGACAUCAACAUGAGUAUGCAACCUUCGGACGAAAUGAGCUCUAUGCCACCGGAAUCAUCUACGUUCUUUUCAGACUGGGCUUUAACAUAUUUUAGACGAGUGAUGAGCUUCUUUGAAAACUUGCCUGAACCUCGUGGUCUAAGGGAGAAGACAGGCGGGAAGAUAGAAGAAAGUACUAUCAGCUUUCUCUGUGCUUCGUUUGACGAGCUCUGUAAGGCGACCUCUCCAGAACUCUUUCCCGCAAUGCUUGAUUACUUCAAGACAUACAUUUGUGAGAAUGUCCGGUUCAAUAUGCUCAAGAUUGUAGGAUUGAUUUCCAGCUCCCUGGCUAGAGGUUUUGCCGAUAAAAUCACCUUUCAGACCCUGUACCCAUUGUGUGAUCGUAAGAUCCGAAGUGAACUCGAAGCCGGCGCAUCAUCGAUAUAUACCAUGUCUACCAGCUCUCACAAGAGUUCGGACCUUGAACUGCAUUGGUUUUUAUCUAUCUUGAUUGGUGCAACCACCAAUUCUGGUCCAGCACUAUUGCAAUAUCGAGACGAAAUCUUGUCCCUUCUGAAACUAUUAAUUCGUGAUUGUAAAUCAGAAAAAGGUUUCACUUUCACUGCCAGACUUAUCUACGCGAUCUUGCGAGCUCUCCUUGAGACAUAUCCAAAUGACCAUCGAUUUGUGAACCCGGAGGAAUGGAAUAGCCCAGGUAUGUAUUCCAUGAAGUCAUCUCAUCAGUUUGCAUGGGGGAAAACCUAUAAGGUGACUGACGUGAAGAUCAGCUGGCAUGUUGCCUCACAACCCGAAAUUGACUUCGCAAUGUCGAUCUUAGCGGAGAUUUUGGCACCUAUCACACAGGAAAUUCGGGGUCUCAUCAAGCAACCUACCUUGGAUCAUGACAUAAAAUGUCACUUUGUGAAAUUAUGUACCUUGUCAAAGUACACUGUUGCAGGUAUCGCGGCUUUCAUUGUUGCAGGUCCACCUGUUCAUCCUGGGGAGCCAACUACGGACUGGGGGUUUGUUAUACCAUCUUCUUUUACUUUACCAACAGACCUUCCUGUAUACCAAGCUGGUAUACCAUUGCUACCAUCAGAUGCUAGACACGCCUCCGUGAAGCAGUACAGAGAAGACUUGGCCGAAGUGCUACAUGAGGCUGUUACGAGGUUGACCCUAUUCGAAGAUACAAUCGAGUGCAUCCAAUGUAUCGUCAGUCUCAUGUCUAGUAUUUUACUGGAUUAUCCUUUUGAACGAGGGGUUUAUGAAUAUCACAAAGAAAACUAUAAGUUUGUUCAAAACUUGGCUCGCGUGACAAAGGUUCAGAAGGAAUAUCCAAGGAUCGUAUGGCUCAGACGAGCGCAUCUGCUGCAUUUUAUCCGUAUGAAGACACUGAGAUUGUCGCUACAGAGGAGCAAGAGCGACGAUCAAAUCAUUCGUGAUCUCUGCCAAUUCUGCGUCUCUUCCUGGCUUAGUAUCAGAAAGUCUGCGCAACGGUCGUUGGAAGCAAUCUGCCAGUUAUAUGAUGGUACACGCGCCAUAAUCUUGCCUACUCUUUUUGAAUGUCUGGACCCAGGAACCGACCCCGAUAGAAUGAAGGGGGCUCUGUAUGUGCUGGGUGGUAAAACGUUUCCCAGGUAUUGCUUACAGCGCCCGAAGUAUAGUGCAAUGUAUGUACUACGAUUGCUUCAGUGUCAGCAUUCUGAUAAGUCCUCGAUCCAAGCCUUAGUGUCUAGCCUUCUUCACCAUCACGCUGUUCGAAUGUUCGAGAGUGCUACUCUUCACAAUUCGAUCGUCUCACCUGGUCUAACAAAUGCGAUCACAGCUCUGGAUCAAGAACUUCUGAUCCAUCAUAUGGACUCUGGCUCCUCUCUUGCCUUGGAGAAACUCACCAAGGCACAGAUGAUACAAAGGGAUGAAUGUCAUAACUCUUUGGUCGUAGAUCUACUGAAAAUUGCGGAUGAAGCCUCAACACAUUGGAAAUAUUCCCAGAAUGCCAGUCGACUACUCAAAAACCUUAUACGGCGUGAUCAGCCAUUAGAUCCUCAGACGACCUCACAUUUCAUCAAUGAAUUGUGUGAAUCUGAUCUACCUGCCAAGCGAAGUCAUGCCAUCAAUGCGAUUACUAAAAUCUUACAUUUCAUCAAGUUGAGAACAAUCGCCGCGGGUUCCAAGGAAACCUUGUUGACUCAAACUAGGUACAAUCCGCUUCGGGCGAAUGUCCAGUUGCCAUCGCCUGUGGAACCAACUUUCGAAGAAUUCAUGACUGUGAUCCGAACUCCAUUUAAUGCUGGACCGCGAUUUCUAGUGGAUCAGUUAACCACUGGGUGGUUGAUAUGCGGAGAUGUCAAGGCUUAUCAACCACCACCAAAAGAUGGUCACACAGAGUGGGAUCCAGAGUCUGAAAAGACUUUGUCAAUAUUCAAGGCAGCUUUAAGUCAAGAAACCUUUUGGAAGAAAUUGGCAGCUCAUUUGAGUCAAGAACAGUCGAGAGAUUACCUAUCAGCUGAUAAUGUGAUUGCACUGAAGUCUAUCUUUCAGAUCUUUCGUCAGGAUAUCUGGCCAAUCGCCUUACCGACACUGGAUGCUUUAGUAGACGACCCAGCUGAUCGACAUAAACAAAGGGCUGCAGGUGAAAUCAUAGGUGGGGCUCUACGAUCUACCAAACACUGGCCUCUGAAUGCACAAAACGAAUUGUGGGCUUGGUUCGAGAAGCGACUAAAGUUUAUAUACGAUGGCAUCACGCCUGACUCGCUUAGCAGUUGGAUCAUGUGUAUGGACUACGUCUUAAUCGGUCGAGAUCCACGUAGAAACCAGGUUUUGGUCGAUUUUAUAAUGGGCUUGGAAACCGAGAGCCACUCAUCUGCGUUUGAUGCUAGUAAAGCACAUCAAUUCAUCGGUUCCCUUGUUCGAUCUUUAGGAUGGCCAUUCAGACAACCUUUAGUAGAUAAGUAUUGGGAUGUUUACUGCCGUGUAAUUGAUCACGAUUAUCUUGAAGUUCGAAAUUGCGUUAGCUCCAAUCUACAAGCACUGACUGAACUUCAGGCAAAUCCUGCCUUCCGGUCGCUGGCUGAUUUCCUCGCGGCCGGUCAGGAAGAGUCCAUGGCAAACAAGCCACUUGUGGUAGAGAGUGAAUUGACUAUCAAGGCCAUCGAUAAACUAUUGGUCGAUCUCCGUCGAGCACGUGAAAUCCGUCUACCUGCACAGCACGGAGAUCAGGAAUAUGAUAGGUGUUCUACUACUAUUCUCACCUGGCUAUGGUCUAGCUUAACAGAUUAUCUAUUGCCUGUUAUAUACCCAUUCAUACCCAAGAUCCUCCCAGAGGUAUUCUUUAUGCAUGAGAUGACUGAUAAUACGGAGCUAUGUGAACUAUCACAUGCAGUUAUCAUCACUCUUGCAUGUGUGGUAUACCCUCAAGAUAUGGUUGUCUCUUUCUUGGACACCCUAUUAGAUUUAUUGAAGACCAAACGGUGGAAAGUUCGACUGGAUGUACUGACUAUCCUACAAGCCUUUUUCUUUCACCAGUUACACUCUCUCAGUAGAUUACAAGUCGAUCGAAUCUUAGAAUCACUCUGCAUUCUACUAGGUGAUUCGAGUCCCGAAGUACGUGAAGCGGCAGCCAUCACCUUAUCGGGUAUAGUACAUUGUUCAGAACGAGCCUCAAUCUUACAACUCAAAGCUCGUUUUACACAAAUCUUAAAAGAAACACAUUUACCAAAACAUCGAUUUCAAAAUGGAAUCGAAGUGAUCGGUUAUCAAGCUACAUUGAUUAAGAUUCAUUCAGCUGUUUUAGGUUCAGCUGCAUUGAUUAAUGCGUUUCCCUAUGAAGUACCGGCUUGGGUACCUGAGAUUUUGAUUAAUAACAUUUGUUCUCACAUGAGUUCUCCAACUAUGAUUUCUACUACGGCUAAGAAUACAUUGACAUCUUUUAAGAAGACGCAUCAAGAUACUUGGAUGCAAGGUCAAAAAGCUUUUUCGGAAGAAGAACUUGCUACUUUAAAUGAUUAUUUAGUUGGA